Messenger RNA from Baudoinia panamericana UAMH 10762, 1203 nucleotides. RefSeq lists its product as uncharacterized. The coding region runs from base 1 to 1203 and encodes 400 amino acids. The record is from RefSeq and is a predicted model, not a curated record. Gene Ontology annotation, biological process: nucleosome assembly. Gene Ontology annotation, molecular function: histone binding; chromatin binding. Lineage: Eukaryota; Fungi; Ascomycota; Dothideomycetes; Mycosphaerellales; Teratosphaeriaceae. The transcript has 5 exons. Gene Ontology annotation, cellular component: nucleus; chromatin.
AUGGCAUCAUCGUAUAGUACUAAUUCGAUGGCUAUGCAGACACCACAGAAUACACCUGCGCAGAAUGCGCCCAUAUCAUCCCGCGCCCAGGCGCCUCAAGUACCCAGCAUUAACGAGGAGGACUUGGACCGUGCAGCUGCCGCCUCCAUCUUCGCACAGAAUCCCAAGCUAGUGUCGAUGAUGCAAAACAAGCUCCAAGGCCUUGUUGGCCGCUCAUCCGGCUACGUAGAGUCACUGCCAGCCCCGGUACGGAAACGGGUCGCAGGUUUGAAGGGCGUGCAAAAGGAGCACUCAAAGCUCGAGGCACAGUUCCAGGAGGAGGUGCUGCAACUGGAGAAGAGAUUCUUUGCCAAGUUCACGCCGCUGUACGAGAAGCGCGCCAAGAUCGUCAACGGUGAGGUCGAGCCGAGCCAAGAAGAGAUCGAAGCUGGUGAGGCAGACGAGGAAGACGAUGACGAGGAAGCGACUGCCGCAAAGGCCGAAGCCGACAAGGACGAGGCUGCCGCCAACGCGAAGGGUAUUCCAGAGUUCUGGCUUAGCGCGAUGAAGAAUUCCUCGCUUGCCGAGACCAUCACAGACCGUGACGAGGAGGCGUUGAAGCAUCUUGUCGACAUCCGCAUGGAGUACCUUGACCGCCCAGGCUUCCGCUUGAUCUUUGAGUUUGCGCAGAACGAGUUCUUCUCGAACAAGACCCUCUCGAAGACAUACUAUUACCAGGAGGAGAACGGGUACGGUGGCGACUUCAUUUACGACCACGCGGAGGGUGAGAAGAUCGACUGGAAGUCCGGCAAAGAUCUGACGGUCAAGGUGGAGAGUAAGAAGCAGAGGAAUAAAAACACGAAGCAAACCCGCAUAGUCAAGAAGACCAUCCCCACACCUUCCUUCUUCGACUUCUUCAACCCUGCGCAACCGCCAAAGGACGAGGACGAGGAUAUUGAUGAGGAGAUCGAGGCCAAGCUCGAGCUGGAUUACCAGCUAGGCGAGGAUAUCAAGGAGAAGCUCAUCCCGCGCGCCAUUGAUUGGUUUACGGGUGAGGCGCUGCAGUUCGAGCAAGGGCUUGACGAUUUCGAUGAGGACGAAUUCGAGGAUGAAGAUGACGAUGAUGAGGACGAAGACCGUGAUGAGGACGAUGAAGACGACGAGGACGAUGAGGAGGAUGGCUCGAAGCCAAAGCAGGAGGCUGCCGAAUGCAAGCAGAGCUAG